AUGAGCGCUAUAUCAAACACCGCUGCGGUAUCACGAUGGUAGAUACAGUACUUCGUCUUCCCACGAGCCAUCCUGUUGAUCCGCAACGUCGCUCAUGAGGGCUCGAUCGUGGGAAACGAAGGUGGCGCACGUCCUAGGCGCUGGCUCGCUUAAGAUGGCGAAGGAUGCACGCGACAGCGGUCUCUCACUCAACGCUGCUUCCUGCGCUCGCUCUUCCGCUCUCUGCUUUUGCGCUCUCUGCCUUCAUCCGGCCAACAGCUCGUCCUUGAACAAUCCAUAACUACAAACGCUUGAACCAAAAUGGCAGCAACAACGCUCUCCUUCCCUCCCUCCACUCCACCAUCCCUCCCACUCCCCAAACAACAACCCCACCGCUUCACUGACACCGCCCCGCACAGCGCAGCCAUCCAAAUCCCUUCCACCUGGCGCACAGCGAAACCCAAGCGCGAGAAUGAAGUGCAGACGGACACCAUCCAUGUGAGGGACGUAGAGGUGCAGGUGCUCGCGAGGAGGGAUGCCAACCUACAAACAGAUCCGGAACCGCCGCCUCGAUUCAGACUACUUAGCACGUACGAUCAAGGCGCGAUGCGGGAUUUCCUUGCUGGCGCAGAACCGAUGAUCUCGGCGCAGUUGCUGCAGAACAUCCGUAGUUCUGCAUUCGAUGGCUGGCUACCCCAAUGGCAAACCCCCCACACAUCCACCACCCUCCUGCACGAGCUCGUAGACCCCAAUCUACCCUCCGACAUGCUCAUCACCGACCUCUCGUGGAACAAGAACGGCACCACGGUUGCAUGUGGGUAUGGCCGACUGGACCAUGAGAGCUGGUGUGGGCAUAAGGGGGGUGUUGUGACGUGGAGUUUGGGGGGGAGAGGAGUGGGAGAAAGGCCGGGGUGGGAGGUUGAGACUGAGAGCUGUGUGAUGUGCGUAGCCUUCCAUCCUGAGCUCCCAUCACGGAUCGCCGUAGGUGUCUACAACGGCCAGAUUCUAAUCCUACAAACGACUGACAUCGCCACCUCCAUCGUCGCCAUCUCGCGCAUGAGUGACGAAGCGCACCAGGAGCCUGUUGCGAAAGUGGAAUGGGUGCGCAGCGAUAAGGAGGGGGUCUGGAAUAUUGUAAGCAUCGCAAACGAUGGCAAGAUCUUGACCUGGGAUCCGAGUAAUGGGCUAAGUAUGCCGAUUGCGGGAUCCCGCCUGACGAUGGAAAAAAUCCCUCGCAAAUUCCGCGGCGGCCCCACGGUAAAAUCCGACAUUGUCCUCGGCGGCACAGCAUUCUCCCUCUCAACUCCCACCCUCCACUCCCAAACCUACAUCGCAGCCACCGAAUCCGGACACAUCAUCAAAUGCUCACGGGACCUCUGCACACCCAUCAGCACCAAUAAACCCCAGCAUCAAUUGUUGCGAAACCCGAUAACAUUUGCGUAUGAACCCCAUACGGGAGCGGUGAACGCGGUGGCCUGCUCGCCGUUCCAUCGGAAUGUGUUUGUGAGUGCGGGGUCGGAUGGGGGGGUGCGGGUUUGGAACGGGUUGCAGCCAAAGCCCCUCCUAACACUCUUCCCAACACCCUACCCGCACUCGCCCCUAGCCCUCCUCUUCUCCCCCACCCGCGCCACCGUCUUUGCGCUCACAACUUCCACCGGCUUGCUGCACAUCUAUGACCUCGCUUCCUCGACAUCUUUACCGCAUACGACGGUGCAGUGCACGGCGAACGCAGGGGUUGCAGGGACCGCGUUGGCUUUUAGUGGUGCGGUAGGUGUGGGCGGGGAAGGGCAGUAUUUGGCGACGGCGGAUGCGGAGGGAAAGCUGAGAGUUUGGAGAGUUGCGAGUGGGUUGGCGGAGGAGUGUAAUGGGAGGGAGUGGGGGGUGGUGGAGAGGUUGGGGAGUGUUUUGGGGGAGUGAGUGUACCUUACCUAACGUCAGCCCGGACACAUCAUACGAUCGUAGAACUGAAUGUUGGCCAACUCUCCAUCCCAUCGGUGACGAAGUUAGCGAUCUUGCGGAUACAGGAUACUCUGCUCUGCUCCAUCACCUCUUAAGAGCUCCGCAAACGAAACU
This is a messenger RNA of Fimicolochytrium jonesii, 2052 nucleotides long. RefSeq names its product WD40-repeat-containing domain protein. Bases 301 to 1896 code for a protein of 531 amino acids. NCBI's taxonomy places the organism in Eukaryota, Fungi, Chytridiomycota, Chytridiomycetes, Spizellomycetales, Powellomycetaceae. Gene Ontology annotation, cellular component: ciliary plasm; cytoplasmic dynein complex. The transcript has 9 exons. The record is from RefSeq and is a predicted model, not a curated record. Gene Ontology annotation, molecular function: dynein heavy chain binding; dynein light chain binding. Gene Ontology annotation, biological process: intraciliary transport.